AUGAGGACCUGCUUAGACCGGACGAACCAGACCCCAACGACGAGAACAAAGGUUAUCGUGUCCAGGGCCCUACUCAAGCAUCAGAAGAGUAUGUAAUCCCAUUGUUAUUUAUUACUUCUAAUACUACUACUACAUUGUAUGAGUACAAAACAUACAUUCUAAAAUAUCUAUUUGAGUAACUGAAGCUCAACGUAAGUUAGCGCUAGCUUAGCUUAGAGGCCCACACGCAAGUUUACUUACAAUAGAACGCUAUGUGUAUUAUUUCUUGUCACUGAAUUAUCACUUUAGUCAACAUUCUCAUAGUUCUAACUAUUUAUUAUAUAUAUAUCUGACAAGUGUGUUUUAGUCAUGAUUUUCUUUUCUCUUUUGUCUUGUUUGCACAGUGAAGAUGAUUAUAGGGGUGAUGAGCCACAGCCAGAGCAUCUGCCUCCUCAGCCACAGCUGCCCCUUCCUCAUGCAGAGCCUCCUCUUCCUCAGCCUGGCCGCAUGUCUAGACAACAGACUUUUGCUCCCCACCCUCGGCCACAGUCUUCAUCGGACACUGAGUCCCCUGUAAAGAGCCCUCAACCCAAAAGAAAAGGGAAAGCUUUCUCAAAGUCAGUGCAUCCAAGUAAGCGUGGUGGAGGUAGGCCUGCCACUCCAAGAGUCGGGGAGGAAGAAGAAGAUAGGUGGCAUAAUAGAGAAGAGAAUGAUGAACGACCAGACCCAAUCCGGUUUAUGCCCACCAGAGUCCCAGGCCCCACAAUCGACACCACUGUGUCAUGGUCUCCCCUUUUACUCUUUCAACAGUUUUUUAGCACUUCGGUUGUCCACACAAUAA
This is a messenger RNA of Coregonus sp. 'balchen', 820 nucleotides long. The record is from the annotation of a GenBank genome assembly. NCBI's taxonomy places the organism in Eukaryota, Metazoa, Chordata, Actinopteri, Salmoniformes, Salmonidae.